AUGAAAAGUUUGGCCCGUUCAUUUGUCUACUGGCCUGGUAUAGACUCGGACAUAGAACGCACUGCGAAGUGUUGUACCGAAUGUGCACAACAAGCUCACGCACCACCAAAGUUCAACAAACACCAUUGGGAAUAUCCGCAAGUUCCAUGGGAGCGUGUCCAUGUGGACUACGCAGGUCCAGUGGCAGGCGCUAUGUUGCUGGUUGUAGUCGACGCUUACAGUAAGUGGUUCGAGGUCAAGGUUACACAUUCAACAACAGCAGAAGCUACAAUCAAAAUACUCGAUGAGCUGUUCGCAUCGUAUGGGACACCGGUAACCGUUGUUUCCGACAAUGGUCCUCAGUUUACCGCAGCUGAAUUUAGAGAAUUUUUACAACAAUCAGGAGUAAAGUAUCACAAAUUGUCAGCGCCGUAUCACCCAGCUACCAACGGUCAGGCUGAACGAUACGUGCAGACUGUGAAGGAUGCUCUAAAGGCGAUGGGAACCACCACUAACUCGCUCCAGCAGAACCUUAACGUGUUUCUUCGGCAAUACCGCCUAACACCGCACAUAACAACCAGCGAAUCACCAGCCAAAUUAUUUCUAGGACGAAAUAUUCGAACGCGUUUGGACUUGGUCAGACCAGAAACCCUCAGUAGCAAGAUGCUUCAGAAGUAA
Molecule: messenger RNA, 657 nt
Organism: Topomyia yanbarensis
Lineage: Eukaryota; Metazoa; Arthropoda; Insecta; Diptera; Culicidae
Exons: 1
Coding region: 1-657 (218 amino acids)
Biological process (GO): DNA integration
Molecular function (GO): nucleic acid binding
Source: RefSeq, a predicted model, not a curated record